Chelonoidis abingdonii (Abingdon island giant tortoise) is the source of this 1618-nucleotide messenger RNA. The record is from RefSeq and is a predicted model, not a curated record. Lineage: Eukaryota; Metazoa; Chordata; Testudines; Testudinidae.
GCGCAGAGUGGGGGACUCUGCCCGUGCUGCCCCCUUCUCGGCCAGGUCUGGGCUCCUGGGUUCCCGCCCUGCCUGCUGCUGGCACGGGGCUGUGACUCGUCUUCUUGGGCCCUGGUGGAGUGUAUAUCGGUGCUGAGUUAGUCCUGGCGUCGGGGGAGCCGCCCUGGAGCAUUUAAACGGCGAGACUCCCCACCUCUGCUGGGUUCACUGUGCUGCCAACAGACCGACCGGACCUUGCUCCCUUUCCCCCUCCCCCGCUUCCAGCCUGCGCGGUGCCCGCCCGCCCUGGACCCGUUGUUCAAAACCAGCUCCGUGAGUUUCCGUAAUCCAGCACUUGGUGUAGCUACGUUUGUACUAUGCAUUAACGGGACACCGACUACUUAAAAAUCACACUUCUGUUUGGAAACCUUUGCUGUUAUGCUUAAGGCCCCAUCCUUUAAAGAUGUCAGACUACGAAAAUCAGUCGUUGUCAGAGUCCGAGUCAGAAGAAUCUGUCAUCACUGACAAAGAGCUCCAGACAGCAUUUUCCAGGGGUGCCCUGAAGCCAGGGCUCAAUGUCGUGCUUGAGGGGCACAAGAAGGCUCUUAACAACGUGGAUGGCUUGAAGCAAUGUUUGUCUGAAUUCAAGCAGCACCUAGCCUGGGUGGAAAGGCUGGAUGUGACCUCGGGUCAGGCACCAAACGUCAUGAAUCCAACCUCAUAUCACACACCUGACAAAGCCACCGUCGACCCUGAAGAUGACUUCCAGAGAGAGAUGAGCUUUUACCGUCAGGCCCAAGCAGCGGUGCUGAAAGCCCUGCCUUGGCUACAUCACCAAAAAGUCCCCACAAGGAGGCCAGAUGAUUACUUUGCAGAGAUGGCCAAAUCUGACCAACAGAUGCAGAAGAUUCGACACAAGCUUAAGAGCAAACAGGCAGCAAUGGAGAAGUCUGAGAAAGCAAAACAGCUUCGUGCACUGAGAAAAUAUGGCAAAAAGGUACAAACAGAGGUUCUGCAGAAGAGGCAAAAGGAAAAAGCAACUGUGCUGAAUGCAAUCAAGAAAUACCAGAAAGGUCUCUCUGACAAGCUAGAUUUCCUGGAUGGGGAACAGCCACCACCACAUCAGGGGAAGAAGGAAGGAGAUGGUGGUCAACGAAUAAAGAAAGGACCAAACGCCAAGCGACGUUACAAGAAUCAGAAGUUUGGUUUUGGUGGGAGGAAGAAAGGCUCAAAAUGGAACACACGGGAGAGUCACAAUGAUGUAUCCAGCUUCCGGGCUAGUGUGGCCCACAACAAGGGCCCUGGGAAAGCAGGGAAAAAAGGUUUCAAUAAGAGACCGGGCAAAAAGAUGAGGCAGAAAAUGAAGAGUCGAACCUGAUGAGGAUUGAGUGGGAUAGACCCUGUUUCCCAGUGGUUUUGGUUUAGUUUCUGUGUAUGUAUGAAUUGCAGUUGUUCCUUCAGGCAGUUCUAACUGCUGUAGACAAGCUGGAUGGUGCCAUUUGAUGCAAGUGGUUGCAGUGGAAGUGCAUGUACAGUCACUAAUCCUUUUGUACUGUUAGUUUUCCUCAAGUUUUUUCUUCUGCUUCUUAAGCCUUGGGCCUGCAUAUGUGAACUCAUUAAAUAGUGUGGACAGAUCUCA